CGAAGUCAUCAAUCUUGCAUAUUGUGUGACUUCACUCGCCUGGAGGAGGCUGAUCGCUGGCAUCACGUGGCCGCGGCCAGCAUCACUAGUCGGCAAGGAGCAGCUCGGAGGAGGCGAGCUUUCACUAUGGAGCAUCCAGGCUGCGGCGCGCUCUGACUGCACGGCGCUUAGACUCAUUCCGCUGGGACCGCUCUCCAAACGCACAGGUUAUGCCAUCCCACAGGCUGACUGGAAACCCAACCGUCAAAGAGAAGGGCUGAUCCCGGACCCGUGCCCCCACUGCUGCCUUCCCGUGUCCCCAUGGCGACAGGAGGUCAUGCUCCCGAGACAGACGUGCUGAUCAACCUGCAUCAGGUUCUGGCUGAAGAAGAGAAGGGCCCCACUGAUGGACAGGAGGAGGAGGACUGGGAGAAGGCCCUGUCUGUGGAGCGGUUCGGCGACAUCAUCUCCGAAUCCGCCUCGAGCAGCGCUGAGAAGAUGGGCCGCUGCUACAACGAGAAGGACUUUGAGUAUCACCGCCACACCUUCCACCACACCCACCACCCGCUCUCCACCCACCUGCCCCCGACGCUGCGCUUCCGCAAGCGAGUGCUGAGCAUCGAGCGCCGCAGGAAGAAGAAGCGCAAGAAAAAGAAGACCUCCAUGCCACCCUCCGAGGUCACACCCACCAUCCACGAGGUCGACGAGGAGGAGGCAGAGUCAGACGCAGAGGGCCAGGGGCGGGGCCAGGCGGCCACGCCCACCGAGCAACCAGGCGCCAAACCAAAGUUCAGCCUCGGAAGCGAAGAGGACCUCACGCCUCCGGUCCCCUUCGCCAGCUUCCACAUCGAGAACGAGAGCCCGCCCACGCCCGAGGAGGCCACACCCAGCCACCUGGAGCAGGAGGAGAAGGAGCAGGAGCAGGAGCCACGCCCAGAGGAGUCUUUGAGCAGGUUCUCGGCCCCCCCGGAGGCCCCCAGCCUGACCACGCGGGGAUGGUUCCGGCGGAAGCCGCUGCACCGGCUGCCGGGGGCCCAGCGCUCCAGCUACGACCUGCGGGAACGCAUCUGCAUCGGCAGCAUGACCGCCAUGGAGACCGCCGUCUACCAGAAGGUGCCCACCGACGAGGCGGAGGCGCAGAUGCUGGCCAGCGCCGACCUGGACGACAUGAAGAGUCACCGGUUCGAGGACAACCCCGGGGUGAGGCGUCACCUGGUGAAGAAGUCGUCCCGUAACCAGAUGACCCGUACCAGCAACAGCUCGCCCCCGUCCUCCAGCAUCAAGAAGAGGAAGAAGUCAGACAAGAAGGUCCAUGAGGUCUUUGUGGAGCUGAACGAGCUGAUCGUGGAUAAGAACCAGGACAUGCGCUGGAAGGAGACGGCUCGCUGGAUAAAGUUUGAGGAGGAUGUGGAGGAGGAGACGGACCGCUGGGGCAAGCCUCAUGUGGCCUCGCUUUCCUUCCGGAGCCUUCUGGAGCUCCGCAGGACCAUCACCCACGGUGCCGUGCUGCUGGACCUGGAGCAGACCACCCUGCCGGGCAUCGCACACCUGGUGGUGGAGACCAUGAUCAUCUCUGACCAGAUCAAGGCCGAGGACCGUGCCAAUGUACUCAGGGCCUUGCUUCUCAAACACAGCCACCCCAACGAUGAGAAGGAGGGCUUCUUCCCGCGGAACCACUCGGUGAACAGCCUGACCAGCUUCCACCGAAACCACAACCACCUGCCGGACACCAGCCUGCCGCUGGUGACCGAGGACCACGUGGAGCUGCGGGAGACCAAGGGCGCGGAGCAUGAGAAAGAGAAAGCGCUUCACCCCCUUCCUGCUGAAGCUCACCCUGCUGCCAGGUCCCUGAAACUCCUGUCCAAGAUCCCCAAGGAUGCUGAGGCCACCGUGGUCUUAGUGGGCUGUGUGGAGUUUCUGGAGCAGCCGGCUAUGGCCUUCGUCAGGCUCAGCGAGUCUGUGCUGCUGGAGUCUGUCCUAGAGGUGCCAGUGCCUGUACGCUUCCUCUUCGUGCUGCUGGGACCCAGCCAGUCCAACAUGGACUACCACGAGAUCGGCCGCUCCAUCUCCACACUCAUGUCUGACAAGAACUUCCACGAGGUGGCCUACUUCGCCGACGACCGGCAGGACCUCCUGAACGGCAUCAACGAGUUCCUGGACUGCAGCAUCGUGAUCCCGCCCUCGGACGUGGAGGGGAAGGACCUGCUGAAGACCGUGGCCUCCUUCCAGAAGCAGAUGCUGCGUAAGAGAAAGGAGAGAGAGAACAAGAAGUGCAUGACGUCCGUGGUGGGGGCCGACAGCGAGAGCAAGGAGCUGAGCCUGGACGAGCAGGAGGAGGAGGAGCUGGAGGUGGACCCCCUGAAACGCUCGGGGAUCCCGUUCGGGGGCCUGAUCCACGACAUCCGCCGCCGCUACCCCCACUAUAUCAGCGACAUCAAGGAUGCCUUGGAUACGCAGUGCAUCGCCGCCGUCAUCUUCAUCUACUUCGCCGCUCUGUCGCCCACCAUCACCUUUGGGGGGCUCCUGGGGGAGAAGACGCAGGGCAUGAUGGGAGUGACGGAGCUCAUCGUGUCCACCGCCACACUCGGGGUGCUCUUCUCCCUGCUGGCCGGACAGCCGUUGCUCAUCAUCGGCUUCUCGGGGCCCCUGCUGGUGUUUGAGGAGGCCUUCUUCAAGUUCUGCCAGGUGCAGGGGUUUGAGUACCUCACAGGCCGGGUGUGGAUUGGCUUUUGGCUCAUCUUCAUCGUGAUGGUCAUCGUGGCGGCGGAGGGGAGCUUCCUGGUUCGGUACAUCUCUCCCUUCACCCAGGAAAUCUUCGCAUUCCUCAUCUCCCUCAUCUUCAUCUACGAGACUUUCUCCAAGCUCAUCAAGGUGUUCAGCGAGCACCCCCUGAUGAAGAUCUACCCCCCUCCCAGCUCCCAGCCCGCUGUGGGCUUUGUAAACCUGUCCGCUGGGGACGACCCGACGGAGGUGCCCCUGCUGAACCAGCCCAACACGGCGCUGCUGUCCCUGGUGCUGAUGCUGGGCACCUUCUUCGUGGCGUUCUUCCUCAGGAAGUUCAGGAACAGCCGCUUCCUGGGCGGGAAGGCCAGAAGAGUCAUAGGGGAUUUUGGGAUUCCCAUCUCCAUCCUGUUUUCUGUUAUUGUUGAUUACUCCAUCCCUGACACCUACACACAGAAGCUGAAUGUUCCGUCUGGUUUUUCGGUCACGUCGCCCGACAAGCGCAGCUGGUUCAUCAGCCCGUUCGGGGACAAGCAGGCCUUCCCUGUGUGGAUGAUGGGGGCCUCUGUGGUCCCAGCCCUCCUGGUCUUCAUCCUCAUCUUCAUGGAGACUCAGAUCACCUCGCUGAUAGUGUGUAAGAAGGAGCGGCGCCUGGUUAAAGGUUCGGGGUUCCAUCUGGACCUGCUCCUCAUCGUGCUGCUGGGUGCCGUGUGCCCCCUCUUCGGCCUCCCCUGGCUGACCGCAGCCACCGUGCGCUCCGUCACCCACGUCAAUGCCCUGACCGUCAUGAGCAAGGCCACUGCCCCCGGCGAGAAGCCCAUGAUCCAGGAGGUCAAGGAGCAGCGGGUGACCGGGAUGAUCGUGUCUCUGCUCGUCGGCAUGUCCAUUGUGAUGACGGACGUGCUACGCACCAUCCCGCUGGCGGUGCUGUUCGGGAUCUUCCUCUACAUGGGCGUCACCUCCCUCACUGGCAUCCAGCUGUACGAGCGCAUCAUGCUGAUGGUCACGCCUGCCAAGCACCACCCCGACCACAUCUACGUCACCAAGGUGAAGACCUGGCGUAUGAACAUGUUCACCCUCAUCCAGCUGGGCUGCAUCGUGCUGCUGUGGGUGGUCAAGUCGACCGUGGCCUCGCUGGCCUUCCCCUUCAUCCUCAUCAUGACCGUGCCCCUGCGACGCCUUAUUCUCACUCGCAUCUUUGAAGACAGAGAGCUCAAAGCGCUGGAUUGUGAGGAAGAGUCUCCUAAUUUUGAUGAAGAUGGUCGUGAUGAAUAUAAUGAGCUUCACAUGAAUGUAUAGACAAGGCAGCUGGCAGAGGCCCUGUCAGCUCAAACCAAUCCAGCAGCACAGACCAAGAUGGGGACGGGAACAGAACUCUUACUGGGUAUUGGGUAGGUGUAGGUCUACCUGUGUAGCACUGACGUGGAGGGGUGAGGAGGAUGUAGUACAAUGACUGAUGUAUUGUGCUGUG
Megalops cyprinoides (Indo-Pacific tarpon) is the source of this 4171-nucleotide messenger RNA. RefSeq names its product solute carrier family 4 member 3 (gene slc4a3). Gene Ontology annotation, biological process: monoatomic anion transport; transmembrane transport; regulation of intracellular pH. The transcript is spliced from 23 exons. Gene Ontology annotation, cellular component: plasma membrane. Gene Ontology annotation, molecular function: solute:inorganic anion antiporter activity; monoatomic anion transmembrane transporter activity. Lineage: Eukaryota; Metazoa; Chordata; Actinopteri; Elopiformes; Megalopidae. The record is from RefSeq and is a predicted model, not a curated record. Bases 301 to 3999 code for a protein of 1232 amino acids.